AACUUAUCUAAAAAUUCAAAAAAAUUUGUUUACAUUUACGGCUCAUAGAAGUCAAAGUGUUUUUUAAAUACCAAAAACCCAUUCAUUAAAUCCAAUUCAAUAGUCAUUUCAAAGCAUUUAGUACUCAAACAUGUGUUAACGCGUCGGCGAAAAGCCAUUUCAAUACAACAGCUGCCUAUCGACUGGUCGAUCGCCACCACUAUAGCCAUGAUAUUGUCUUUAUUCAACAUAUUCCUGUUCGCCACGGAAGUGGUCACCCUUUUAGCCAAAAUAGCGCUCAUAUUCAUCCAGCAAAUGGCCAAAUGGGUGCUCACGCAGCCCCGUAAGCACGUGACCGGACAGGUGGUGGUGAUCACGGGCGCCGGCAGUGGCAUAGGCCGGGCGCUGGCCAUGAGGUUCGCCAUACAGUUGUCGGCGGUCACCGUCCUGUGGGACGUCGACCGGGAUUCCGUGGAGGAGGCGGCCCGCGAGAUCCGGGCCCAGGGAGGUGUGGCCCACGCCAUGACUGUCGACGUGUCCGACGAGAAGCGGGUGGAAGUGGCGGCCCGACAGGUCCGCGAACAGGUGGGCGCCGUCUAUAUGGUGAUCAACAACGCCGGUGUCGUGCCGUGUCUGCCGUUCAACGAACUCACGUACCAACAGAUCCGCAACACGUUUGACGUCAACGUUAUGUCACACUUUUGGACAUUGAAACAGUUCCUGCCGGUGAUGGAGGAGUGCGGUCGCGGACACAUCGUCGCCAUCGCCUCGUCGGCCGGCAUUAUGGGCAGCCCUUACUUCACGGCCUACGGCUCGUCCAAACACGGAGUGGUAGGGCUCAUGUCGUCGCUGCGCAAAGAACUGCACGCAAUGGACAAACACACGCAGAUCAAGAUGACCACCAUCUGCCCGCUCGGCAUCAGCGGCACCCGCAUAGACAUACCCACGCGAACCCGAUUCCCCAAAAUCUUGCCCAUUAUGACGCUGGACUUCGCGGUCGACCAGAUGGUGGACGGCAUACUCCGCGAAGAGGACCUAUUCGUCAUUCCCCUAACAUUCCGAUGGAUUUAUUUUGUUCACCGGUUAGUCCAUUUCCCUAUACCUUACCAUUACAUGCCUGUCCUCUGUGUUGAGACGCGACUAAUCAAAUGUUUGUUGUCUUUUGAGCGCAGUUUAUGUCCACUAAAAGUGUCGCAAUUGUUGUUUGAGUUCCUGGACUACGCUGUGGAGCCCCCGGGCUUUAACGCGCCGGUAGGUCGCAGCCACUAUCACGACAACCACAGAGUGAAUAGCAAUCAUCGCAAUCACCACUGA
This is a messenger RNA of Oppiella nova, 1293 nucleotides long. Lineage: Eukaryota; Metazoa; Arthropoda; Arachnida; Sarcoptiformes; Oppiidae. The record is from the annotation of a GenBank genome assembly.